UUUUUUGAUGCAUGCAUUUUUUCUGUUUUGUUUUAUUUUGUUGAAAUUUUUAUUUUUAAAAAGCAGAUAAAUUUCAUCAUGGCCAAUAAUGAUGAUGAUGAUGGUUUUAUUAAAUUUGAAAUAACCGAUCAAGAUUUAGAAUUUGGUCAAGGAAAUCAUCGUUCAAAACGAAUGACUAAAAAUCAGGCUAUUUAUGGAAUAUGGGCUGAAAGUGAAAGCGAUGAUGAUGAUGGAGAUAAAAAACAACGAAAAAAACGUACCGAUUAUACAUCUUCGGUUAGUUUUGUCAAAAGUGAUAAAAAACUUCAAGAUGAAGUCAAAGAUAGAAAACCAUCAUCAUCGAAAACGAAUGAAUCUUCAAGACAAACACAUUCGAAAAAGAAAUCAACUAGAUUCAGUGGAUUAGGUUCAGCACCAUUAUCAUCAUCAAACGCAGAUGCUGACUUUGGACAUUGGGAAAUGUAUACCAAAGGUGUUGGUAGUAAAUUAUUGCAAAAAAUGGGUUAUCAACCAGGAAAAGGUUUAGGUAAAAAUCUCCAGGGUAUAAUCGAACCGAUUGAAGCGAAAAAAAGACCCGGUACUGGAUCGAUUGGUCUUUAUGGUCCUGAAACGACGGCAAGAAAAUUACGAAAAGGUGUUGAGGAUGAUGAUGAUGAUGAUGAUUCCGAACAAAAAGAUCAACAUAAUAAUGAGAAAAAAUCUAUCAACGAAAAAGAUUGGAAACGUAAUGAUGGAAUGAAAAAAAUCAAAACAAUAAAAGUUUAUGAAAAAUCAACCGAUGAUAUUAUUCGUGAUAGUGUUAAAAAAUCAUGGUCAAAUCAAAAUGAUGAUUAUCUAACUGGUAUGAAAAUUAUCGAUAUGACUGGACCACAACAACAAAUAUUAUCCGGUUUGACCAAACUUCAUCAAUCAAAACCGAUCAAACCAAAAGAUGAUUAUCGUAUAACUGAAUUUAAUACUCGAUUUGAUAUACCAGAAUUACGACAAAAUAUGGAACGACUGAUAAUGUUAUCGGAAAAAAAUCUAGUUAAAAGAAAACGUGAAUAUGAUCGUAAUUGUAAUCAAAUUGAAAAUCUAAACGAAGAACGUGAACGUUUGAUUGGAUUGGAUAAUGUUUAUCAACGACAAUUAAAAACAAUACAGGCAAUCGAAACAUUUAUCGAAUCAUUGGAAGAAACGAAACAUGAUCUAUCAUUUGAAAAAGGAUUGGAAAAUUUUGAAAAUUUUUUCACUAAAUUUUCUACCGAAGAAAAUGAUGAACUAAAACGACAACUUCGAUCAUUAAAAUUCGAUACAAUUAUUAAAUCAGUAUUUGGACCGAUAAUUCGUCGUGAAUUACGAACCUGGCAUCCAUUCGAUAAUUUUGCCAUGGAUUAUUCUGGUCAUUUUGAGCGAUUACGUUCAUUAAUAUUGAAAUCAAAAACAUUUGAAUUAAUAUUAUGGCAAUAUUGGUUACCAAUUGUUAGUCGAUCUAUGCAAACAAUUUCAUUGAAAAUACAAUUUGAAUCGAUUAUUGCAUUUGUUGAAAAAUGGCAAAAAAUAUUACCCAAAUGGUUAUAUGAAUAUUUUAUUGCUAAUAGUUUAUUACCAAAAAUGCGUUCCGAAGUUGAUGAUUGGAAUCCAUUAACCGAUACAAUAUCGAUACAUUCAUGGAUUCAUCCAUGGCUUCCAGUAUUGUUGACAACAAAAACUUCCACCAAUAAUAAUUCCGAAGAUGAAUUAAAUUUUCUAUUCGAACCAAUCUAUGAAAUAAUACGUUCAAAAUUAUCAAAUGCAUUAAAAAAUUGGCAUCCAAAUGAUUGUUCAGCAAGAUUAAUAUUAGAACCAUGGAAAAAUGUAUUUAAAGAAUCAUCGAUGCAAUCAUUUUUAGAACAAAAUAUUGUACCAAAAUUAGAACAAACAAUGCAACAAUGGCAACUAAAUCCUAAUCAACAAUCAUUAAAUGAAUGGAAUUGGCUAAUACAAUGGUCAUCAUUAUUAUCAUUGAAUACGAUUGUAUCGAUUUUGGAACGUACAUUUUUUCCUAAAUGGCUUAAUGUUCUAUAUGUAUGGUUAAAUUCAGGUGUUGCAAAUUUUCAAGAAAUUAGUAACUGGUAUCAAGGUUGGAAAACAUUAAUGGGUAAUGAUCUUAUUAAUCAUAUUAUUGUAAAAGAAUUUCUACGUAAAGCAUUAAUUAUGAUGGAUCAUGCUGUUAAUCUGGAAACUGGAUUGAAAAGUUUUAUUUCCUAUUAUGAUCCAAAUGUUAAUAUUCAUAAUCAACAACAGCAACCGUCGACGACAACUGCAACGGUGCCACAAACACCACAGCAACCACCACCACAAUCAUCGAUUAUUGAUGAUCAAAUAAAUUUCCGUCAAAUGAUCGAAAUGAAAGCGGCUGAAAAUGGUAUAAUAUUUAUGCCAUUAGCUAAUCGUUUUGAAAAUGGUCAUCAAAUAUUUAAAUUUGGUUCAUUUUUAAUCUAUAUCGAUAAUCGUGUUAUAUUUCAGAAUCGUUUUCAAAAUGGUCAACGUUUAUGGUUACCUGUUGCACUUUCCGAUUUACUUUCAAAUCAAGUUUGAUUUUUCUUUAGAGAGAACUGUAAAUAGAUUUUUAUAAA
Messenger RNA from Dermatophagoides pteronyssinus (European house dust mite), 2597 nucleotides. It is a transcript of the gene sip1, whose product is annotated as septin interacting protein 1. Gene Ontology annotation, biological process: spliceosomal complex disassembly. The record is from RefSeq and is a predicted model, not a curated record. Gene Ontology annotation, molecular function: nucleic acid binding. Gene Ontology annotation, cellular component: U2-type post-mRNA release spliceosomal complex. Lineage: Eukaryota; Metazoa; Arthropoda; Arachnida; Sarcoptiformes; Pyroglyphidae.